Molecule: messenger RNA, 2289 nt
Organism: Nezara viridula (southern green stink bug)
Lineage: Eukaryota; Metazoa; Arthropoda; Insecta; Hemiptera; Pentatomidae
Source: the annotation of a GenBank genome assembly
AUAACUUUAAAAAUUCAAUAUCGAUAUCGAUCGAUUUCUAAACGAAAAUAUUGAAGGCAAGAAGUACCGGAAAACAAACAGGAAAACUUUAAAAAGUUGAUCCGGAAAGAAAUACUCCCUCUUCGAAAAAAGAAGACAGAAGCACAGUUACAGUAAGAUGUGCCCUAGCUACAAUGGUCCCCUGUCGGCAGCCACCCUUCAGAUAGCUCGAGAUGAACUGCGGGAGACAGACAGCUCCAGAGAACAGGCAUUGCAGCAGAUCAAGGAUUGGGUUCGAAUGAACCCAAGGAUAAUAUCCUGCAGACAAGAUGAUUCUUUUUUUUUGAGAUUUCUACGUUUCAAAAAAUUCAGCAUUCCUAUGGCCCAGGAAGCUCUUGAAAGGUACCUUCUUUUAAGGCAGACAAUAUCUCAAGCUUUUCACAAUUUGGAUUGUCAUCUUCCAAGAAUGGAGUACCUUAUCAAUAAUGGGUAUAUGUUUGCUAGUCCAGGAAGGGACAAACAAGGAAGAAGAUGGCUCAUAGCUAGGCCAGGAGUCUUUGAUCCUUAUAAAUUUAUCAAUGAGGAUAUGUGUAGAAUUCAUGGAAUAAUUUAUGAAACUUUGAUGGAAGAUGAAGAGAAUCAAGUCAGAGGCUUUGUCCACUUUGCUGAUGGUGCAGGUGUGUCUUUUCCUUAUUUGACACUAUUCACACCCAAAGAAGCUGUAAGAAUAGUAAAAAAUGGAGAGCGUACACUUCCUAUGAGACAUAAAGAAGUACAUGUUAUAAAUGUUCCACAAUCACUGAAGUAUGUCUUGGACUGGGGAAUGACCUUAAUAUCUGAUAAAAUUAAAGAACGUGUUAAGAUAUACACAUCCAUUGAAGAGGCACUCAAGCAAGUCGAUUCCAGCAUGUUACCAAAAGAAUAUGGAGGAACAAUGCCAAUGGCUGAAAUGAUAGAGCUGUUUAAACAAGAACUAGAAGCCAAAAGACAAACACUCAUUGACAAUGAUAAAAUGGAAGUCUGUCUUGAUCUUUUCCCAGAAAAUGCCAAAGCUGGUGCUGUAUCAGCACUGAAAGCAGGAUGCAAUCAAGGCCAGAGUAACUUUCAUUGUGGAAGUUUCCGCAAGCUAGAAGUUGAUUAAAAUUAUUUUAAAAUGUUUCAUUGAAAUAGUCUUGUUUUCAUGAAAACCUGUAAUUUAUUAGUAUGAAUUACGCUUACUGUUAUUUUUUGUUUGCUCUUUUUUUGUAAUAAAAGCUGUUUCCUUUCUAACAGGGAACCGGAUAAUUUUUAUAUUUAAAAAAAUGUUUAUUAGUUUAGGUAAAUCUCUAGUUUCUUGGCGUUUUUAGUUUAUUUUGUAUUAAUGAAUUUAUUACCAUUUCAAUAUUAUAAAAGUGAAACUGGUUAUUUUUAAGUUUGUGUGUGAAGAUUAAUUUUUGAUACAUUUUUUCUGGAAAAUUAUCACAUAAAUGUCAUAGUUUUUAUAAAAUUUUCAAGUGGGCCAGAAUCCAAGGAUCCAAAUAAUAAAUAAUAUGUAAAUAAUGAGUUAUUUUAAUUUAAGUAUUUUUACCCAGAAAAUUCUAUUACAGUAAAAUGCAUUUUUUUUUUUUUUUUGUUAUGCAUUAAUCGUUGUUUAGGCUGUAGUUGAAAAUUAAAUUUAGAACUUUCUGAUAAUUACUUUUAUUUACUGAACCAUUGUAAUAAUUUUGAAAAAUAAUAUAGAAUUGCUUUUGGUUGAGUUAAAACUUGUUCUGUACUUGAAAUCUCACUCUCAUUAAUGUGCUUAAUGUUAAUUCUGCAUUUGAUCCAUUUUUUGAAAACAAAACUUGGCUUCUGACCCUCAUAUUUAUCAGAUGUUCAAUUCAAAAUGACUAUACAGCAGGUUUUUCAAUGAAAUGAUUAGUAAUGUUGGUUUUAUAACUGAAAGAUCAAUGUUUUUAUAUAUUAUAAGCAUUUUUUAUAUAUUAUGUAUGUAUAUAUUAUAAGCAUUUUGUACAAGUUUUUGUAAAAUCUUAUUACCCUCUCAAACAGAGGUUGUAUGGCCUAGCUUUAUGUGGUGGGUCAAUCCAUAUUGAAAACUUCCCAAAGUAUGGGCAAGUUCCUAAACUCAGCGCUGAUCUCAUAAAUGGCACAGGAUCCGUCUCUAAACUGGGCUCAAUUAUGCCAUAAAUGAGCUCAGCAUUGUGUUUAGAAACUUUCCAUAAUUAAACAGUGUUAUUAUUUAAAAAAAAACAUUUAACUGUUAAUUUUUUUACUAAGAAAUUUUUGUAGUUGUGAAUUUAAUUAUACUAAAAAUUAUGAAAUCAUUGCCAG